This is a messenger RNA of Sphaeroforma arctica JP610, 395 nucleotides long. RefSeq lists its product as hypothetical. The transcript is spliced from 3 exons. Gene Ontology annotation, biological process: metal ion transport; transmembrane transport. Lineage: Eukaryota; Ichthyosporea; Ichthyophonida. Gene Ontology annotation, molecular function: metal ion transmembrane transporter activity. The annotation marks the transcript as partial. The record is from RefSeq and is a predicted model, not a curated record. Gene Ontology annotation, cellular component: membrane.
GAGAGAGAAGGAAUCCUUUGGGUUAGAACAUAUGAAGCGAAUGCAAAGUAUAUACCGCCAAGUCACCCAGAUCAAUCAAUGGCUGAGACCGCUCAUUGGUGUCAUAAAACGGUUAAAGGACCAAUUCGGUGCAGAAGAUAAAGAGCUGGGGCGCUACGUUGCCGAUCUGAUGGAAAACGUGGAAACCACGCGUGAGCAAGUUAAGCAAAUGGAGAAACAAGCCAAGUCACUCAACGACGACUUUGUCAACCAGCAACAGUACAGAAUGAACAAGGUGCGCUCUCCGUUGCCCUUUCUUGUGUAUGUGUGUGAGUAAACCAUCAGCAGUGUAGGAUGUGUGUCUGUGUAUACUGGAGAAACAAGCCAAGUCUCUCAACGACGACUUUGUCAACCAG